UUCAUGCAUAAUGUUUUAGUGUCUCAGUCACGAGUUUUUUGAUGGUUUUGAUUUACCUGCCCUGCUUCUACUCUGCAAGUUCUCACCACCAACGACCCUUAUUUUACUGGAGAUCAUUUUUUCCUUUGAAAUCAAUUCGGCUGAAUCAAUCAUUGCACAAAAAUUGUGUAAAGAAAAUCCGCUGAUACAUGGGAGACCUUUACUUUUGCUGGCGGUCCUUUAUUCCUCGCACUCUUUUUCAUCGUGCAUAUGUCUUGCAAUUGGAUUUCCUUCGAGCUUCAGUUUCACGUUGCUGAUUCGCUGGCUUCCAAGGAGUCGCGAGUUCAUUCAAUGAAUGAUGAAUGACAGUAGGAGAGUCCUGAAGUCAAGACCAUGACAAUUUAUAUCGGCACCAUAGGUAUAAUAUUUGCGAAUGGAGAGGGAACUUUCAUCUCGUCGGUCUCGGAGGUGGAACUCUCGUAUUAUGGAGUACUCCCAUACCAUCAACGUUCGCACCAUUUUCUACGAUGCUAUGGUUACUCCAUAGAUAACUUAUUCUAUUACGGUAUAUAUAUAUGGCCAAGCUCAUUAUUUUUGCUCUCAGGGAUAUCCAUAUCCGAGCCUUUUAUUCAGUAAUACCAGUAUCAGAUUUCGAAAGCGAAGAAGACCUGAACGCUCAACAGAUACCAAUCCUUUCAAGGUAUCACAAGAACUGGAACGAAUACCUCACCAGAAGUGUACCCGCCAGAGCUAUUUUUGAAGUCAUUAGGUAUAUUUCCCUUCCAAGAAUUUCAACGAUUGCGUCAGCCAUACAUGGAAUUAUCAACCGACUGGUCAGUAGAUCUUUACAGAAGAGCGGCGCCUAAUUCACCUGAAUCAACCCACUCAUUUGCUAUCGCCUUGUACCCCCGUACCAAGACAACAACCACCAAGGACGAACCAGAUAGCAAAUAUCCCUCUGGGAUUUCCAGCGCAUCAACGGAUGACCAUAACAAUUAAUAUUGCUGUGAUUCUGAAACAAAGUAUUAUUGAUCGACCCCCCCUGUCUCAACAUCCCAGACCUCAAAACAGCUCCCCGGCUUGAUAGUCUGGCCCCCGCGGGUUACAGGUCUUCUUUGUAUAUUUCUUGUAUUAAGUGUAUGUCCUCGCCAAAAUUGUUCAUUUUUCUCCUCCUUUCUCUCUUUUUCCUACACAGAAGUCAUUCACUUUAAAUUUUCUUUUUUCUAUUGUCAUUACCUCGCAACAAAUACUAUUAAUCCUUCGCUUCGGCUAUUUUCGGACGUCAACAAUAGAAACAAUAGAGCAAGUACUCAUUGUGACUCCUAAUAGAUUUAUUAAUUAUUCACAAUACGAUUCUUCAAUAACCACCUCGCAAUUUCACAGUCAAGUCGACUAUAAUACUCCUACAACAUAUUCGACCUUUCUUUUCAAAAGACUUUUAGACUUUCUUCGUGGAACCUCGAACUCUCAUUACUGCUCGGGGAUCAAAUCAACUAUCACCCACGCAUAGAUUGCCUAGACAGACUACACUGCAUCACUGCAAAUCCAAAAAAACAAUAUUUAAUACCCUGGAGGUACAUUUCACAAGAUAGAUCACCAAGAUGGAUGCUUUUAAAGGUUACUUAGCUGCCCAGAAGGGUCAACAUACUCAAGCCGCCUCCAAAAAUUCUCCCUUCCACAGCGACCACGAAAUGCACCAUUACGGAGUCCACCCUAACACAAACGCCGCACCUGCUGAUGACUACUAUACACCAUACCUUGGCCUUAGAGCACGUUUAUCACAAACCUGGAUCAAUAGAUGGACGGUUCUUUUACUACUUAUCAUUGUUCGACUUCUCAUAUCCUUGUCCACUAUCAAUGGAGACAUAGCCUCUGCAAAAACUGAAGCAUUAUCAGCAUGUACUAGUGUUGAGAACGUUGGAAGUGCUAUGGCUUCUAUGCCUCAUUAUCUGUCUCAAGGUGUCAACAGCAUGGCCGCUGCUGGUAUUACAAAAGCUGUUAAUGGUAUGAUGGAAAUGCUUUACUUGACUCUUACUGGAGUUGAGGAAAUCGUUCUCUUCGUCAUUCAUAUGAUGACCUCAACGUACAUGUGUCUCAUCACGUUGGCUAUCACUGGUAGUCUCCAAGUCGCCAUCCAAAUGAUCGAAGAUGUCGGUGCCUUCAUGAACAAGUCAAUUGAUACCAUCACUGGCGACAUGUCAUCUGGACUGAAAUCAUUCGAAGAUGACCUCAAUGGUUUCUUGUCCAAGAUCAACAUCGGUGGUAUCUUUGGGAGCAGUACCUCACCACCAAAAAUCGAUUUGAGCAGUGAGAUCAACAAACUUAACUCCAUUCAGAUUGAUCCCACAACCAUGGACGCCGAUCUUGCCAAACUCAACGCAUCCCUUCCAACGUUUGACCAAGUGCAAAAUUUCACCGAUAGCAUCAUCAAGCUUCCAUUUGAAGAGGUAAAGAAACUUGUCAACGAAUCAAUGGUUGGUUACAAAUUUGACGAUAGCGUUUUUCCGGUCCCUCAAAAGAAAUCGCUAACAUUUUGUUCCGGCAACACCGCCAUUCAAGACUUCUUCGUCGGUCUCGUCAAAACACUUAAUAUCGCCAAGAAAGUUAUGCUCAUUGUCCUCAUCAUUGCUGCCAUCCUCGCUUGUAUUCCCAUGGCUUACCGUGAGAUUUGGGGUUGGAGAAGCAUGCAGAGACGAGCUGCCUUGCUCAAAGCUCAAAACUACACUAAUGAGUUGGAUAUCCUUUAUCAAGCUCAUCGUCCCUACACUUCACAAUUCGGUCUGAAAUUGUCAAGAAGAUUCAAAGGCCAAAAGAAUCAAAUACUCGCGAGAUGGUUCAUCGCGUAUGCUACAUCUAUCCCAGCACUUUUUGUACUAGCCCUCGGUAUGGCCGGUCUCUUCACCUGUCUCUGCCAAUUUAUCAUUCUUCGUACAAUCGAGAAAGAAAUUCCGGCGCUAGCAGCUGAAGUUGGAGAUUUUGCUGAACAUGUUGUCCAAGCUUUGAAUAAUGCAUCAGAGGCUUGGGCCUUGGGAGCAAACUCUGUCAUCAACAACACAAACACGGAAAUCAAUGAAAACGUUUUUGGAUGGGUCAACACAACAACGGGUGCUAUCAACGAGACAUUGAAUGUCUUUACGGAUGAGAUGACCAAAGCUCUCAACGUCACAUUCGGUGGAACCAUUCUUUAUAAACCCAUCAUGGGCGUUUUCGAAUGUUUGGUUGGACUUAAAAUCGCUGGUAUCGAAAAGGGACUUACAUGGGUUAGCGAUCAUGCUCAUGUAGAGUUUCCUGAAUUCCAAUCCGACGUCUUCUCACUUGGUGCCGCUGCUUCUCUUACAAAUUCCACAGCGGAUGACAACUUUCUCGCCAAUCCUGCUACUUCCACCACAGACGAAAUCACAGACGCAGUUGUGAAGGUAGGCAAGAAAUUGGAAGCUGUCAUUAAACAAGAAGCUCUUAUUUCUACUUCACUCGUCAUCGUUUACUUCGUGAUUGUUUUCAUUGGUUUCGUACGCGUGGUAAUUGGCAUGUGCGGAAGAGAUAAAUCUCGAGCGGAAGGCGGUUCAGGACCUAGCACACGCUAUCGUAGUGGGUUUCUUCAUCAACAUCUACCUGUGAUCCGAGAGGAAAAAUUCGGUUCAAAUGCAAAUGAUGGUUGGCAUCAAGAGCACAUGCGAGCAGGUGGAGAGACAGGAAUACGAAUGCCAUUUGGAGGCGAUGGAGCUGCUGAUGAUCUCCCGUAUGAUGGUGCGCCCGCUCCAAAAUACGAAGCAUCUAUCGCGCCUGUCACAACUGAAAUUGGAUCAGAGAGGUUAGGGGUAGUUCCCGGCGGAAGAGCAAAUACCAAUAGAGGACCAUGGGUUAGAGAUGAGAAAGGGGGAGAGAGAUGGGAAGCGGAUGAUGCGCAGAUGAGAGCGACUAGCUCUUACGGAUUCUUGGAAAAUGGUGAUGAGAAAUCUCCGGGCUGGAGUUUACCGCCGAGGAGGGUCUAAGAGCUGGGUCUCUUGGACGGACGGGAGAAAUGGAUGGAAUGACUGGACGACGUUAUGAGGGAUAUAAUAAUUACAUAUAUUGCUGCAAGCAUGGAAGCAUCAUAAAUGCAUAUUAGAUAGAUUGCGGUAAUCCAUGGGGAACAAAUGGAUCAGAGUGAAAGGGAGGCAAUCAGUGGAAAGAAGAAUAUGUUUAGAGAUUUGUAGAAGUAUAUAGGUAGUAAUUCGAAGUUCUUGAACGAUUAAAUGGCUAGAUUAUGAUGUGAUGAAUGAUAAAUCGCUGAAUGAAUAUAUAUAUCAUAUCAUACUGUAUUAUACUUUCCUUGUCUAUCUAUAAUAGUGACUCUUUUUAGAAAAUGCCCAAAAGUCAGAGUACUACAAAUUUCACAACAUGUACUAUAUAACUUCAGUAGUCUUACGGUAUUACAUGUCACACCUGUCUCUCCCUUACUAUUCAUCCGUCCAUCCAUCAUUGCAAUCCUCGAGUAUCUAAACUGUAAAGUUGAUUGUUUAUUAAUCAUUAAAAUUUAUAUAUGAGGAGUAUCAAGCUCAAUACACCACACCAUAUCAAGCUCCUCUCUUUCCUUCACCUCAACUUGUAUACAAGUUCUAAUCAUAGGCCUUCAAGACCCCCCACUCGAUCCAGCCCCCCAUCUAUCAUUUAUCAUCAUUUAUCGAAAGAUAAUAAGUUCUCUUAAUUAGUUCUUCUCUUUAAUUAGUUUU
Molecule: messenger RNA, 4691 nt
Organism: Sclerotinia trifoliorum
Lineage: Eukaryota; Fungi; Ascomycota; Leotiomycetes; Helotiales; Sclerotiniaceae
Source: the annotation of a GenBank genome assembly